Messenger RNA from Brettanomyces bruxellensis, 1212 nucleotides. RefSeq lists its product as uncharacterized. The record is from RefSeq and is a predicted model, not a curated record. Gene Ontology annotation, biological process: intracellular signal transduction; protein phosphorylation. The transcript has a single exon. Lineage: Eukaryota; Fungi; Ascomycota; Pichiomycetes; Pichiales; Pichiaceae. Gene Ontology annotation, molecular function: protein serine/threonine kinase activity; ATP binding. The coding region runs from base 1 to 1212 and encodes 403 amino acids. Gene Ontology annotation, cellular component: cytoplasm; nucleus.
AUGAUUGAGGAGUUAGAAUUCAACGAAGAGGUGCCCCUUAAUGCACAACCUCACGCCACGCUUCGUCAUUCCAUGCUGUUCCAAAAUAAAAGGAAUUACUUACAAAAGGAAUCCCUGAAAACGGUAUAUGAAAAAGCCAAUUUUUAUGUCGAUAGCAAUUAUCAGAUCUUGAAUGUGCUUGGAAAAGGUUCAUAUGGUACUGUUUGCUCCGCGGUUAACACGACUGCAGAAGGAAAGCCACAACUUGCGAUCAAGAAAGUUUGUAAUAUCUUCUCAAAAGAGGUACUUUUAAAAAGAGCUAUUCGUGAACUAAAAUUAAUGGCUUUUUUCAAGGGUCAUAAAAAUAUUAUUAAUCUUAUUGAUUUGGAUAUAGUCUACAAGAAGCCGUAUGAUGGCUUAUACUGCUUCCAGGAAUUAAUCGAAUACGAUCUAGCCAAGGUCAUUCAUUCAUCAGUCCAAUUUUCUGAAUAUCACAUUCAAUGUUUCCUGUAUCAGAUACUUUGCGGAUUAAAAUAUAUUCAUUCGGCUGAUGUGAUUCACAGAGACCUCAAACCGGGUAAUAUUUUGGUUACUUCACAAGGAAUCCUAAAAAUAUGCGACUUUGGCUUGGCGAGGGGAAUCAAUGAGAAAUUUAUGCAGAACAAUAGAGGAUCUCACAACAUUACACAUUAUGUGGCAACAAGAUGGUAUCGAGCGCCAGAACUUAUUCUUUCAAGAAGAACUUAUGGUAAGCCAGUGGAUAUGUGGGCAGCUGGGUGCAUUUUAGGCGAACUUUAUGGUCGUAGGCCCAUGUUUAUAGGGAACAGCCAGAUUCAUCAGAUUACAGAAAUUUGUAAAGUAUUAGGAACACCUUCAAGGAAAGUUAUUCUUUCAUAUGAAUCUGCUGCGGCAUGGGACUUUUUUUCAACCACGAGACCCUCAUUCCAGAAAAAGGAUUUGAAUGCUCUUUUUCCGAAUGCAAAUACAGAUGCUAUUACCAUUCUAUCAGGGCUGCUUUGCUGGGAUCAAAAAUCAAGACUUACCGUGGGAGCAGCAAUUGAAAGUCCCUUUUUUAGCACGGUGAGAAAUAUAGACGAGGAACCAAACACAGAAACUGUAUUUGACUUUAAUUUCGAACACCAAGCUAGUUCCAUUGAGGAAAUGAAAAUCAUGCUACAAGAUGAAGUGGACCAAUUUCGUGCACAAGUAAGAAAGACAAGCAUUAAAAUAUAG